AUGGUCAUUACUAAUGUACCGAAAGCACCUUCUACAAAAGAUAUUCUGCAACCUAUCGACUUACGGAGCGAGGAUGCUAGUUUACACAAUGCUAUCGCAUCUGAAGAAACAAUUAUUCCUGAAAUAGAACAUAACCCAACAAAAUCUGAAGAAUCGGAGAUUCGAUGCUCUGCAUCACCCUCUGCAACCUCUUUAUCGCAAGAUAAUACAUCUAAACAAAUCCAGGAGGUACCUUCGAUUUCCCAGAAUACUGCAUCUACUUCCCAUGAGCGGAAAAACGAACAGGGCUUAAUUCGAGAAAUGAUUUCAUCCAAGGAAGAAAAGCACGUGACUGAAAUUUCAGCGAACUAUUUUGAUGAAAAUUUGUACCAGAAAGCUUGUGAUGCGGAAAAGCAAGCGAUUAAAGUUAAUCAAGAUGAAAUUACAGAAGGGCAGAUCUAUGAUUUUAUUGUUGCACAACUAAAUGCCAAGCGUAAAACUUUACAAAAACAAACUCAGAAAGCUAGAAAGACAUAUAGUGCAAACACAAUUUCGAAUCUGAUGGCACACAAAUCCAAAGUGUUGUGGAUAGCUUCUCAUAGGAGUUUUGGCGAUCGUGAAUAG
This is a messenger RNA of Ambispora leptoticha, 603 nucleotides long. The record is from the annotation of a GenBank genome assembly. Lineage: Eukaryota; Fungi; Glomeromycota; Glomeromycetes; Archaeosporales; Ambisporaceae.